Chionomys nivalis (European snow vole) is the source of this 1512-nucleotide messenger RNA. It is a transcript of the gene Rfesd, whose product is annotated as Rieske Fe-S domain containing. Gene Ontology annotation, molecular function: 2 iron, 2 sulfur cluster binding. The coding region runs from base 846 to 1316 and encodes 156 amino acids. The transcript is spliced from 4 exons. NCBI's taxonomy places the organism in Eukaryota, Metazoa, Chordata, Mammalia, Rodentia, Cricetidae. The record is from RefSeq and is a predicted model, not a curated record.
GCGGCCGUUCUGAGCCAGCCCGGUCCGGGCUCUCCUGCCGCUGCGCCGUCAGUCAUGAAAGCUGAUCCUCAGGUCCCUCGCACCCCCGUGCCCUAGAAUGGCCGCUGGGACUGCUUCUUGGUGCCGGCCGGUCCGUCGCUGCCUUCUGAGCCGAGCUGCAGGGCUCUUCCCGGCGGCAGCCGAACUUGACGUUUCCUGUGGUUGCCCCCAGCUGUAAAUAGCAGAGGUGUAUUAAAGCAGUUUCGGUCCCCGCACUCUGUGAUGACGACCUUUAAUGCAGCACCGCCCCAAGUCAAGCGUAUUCCAGGGAUUCAGACUCAGACGAACCUUCUUGUCCUCUUUAAUACCAGACGCUGGCGGUAAUUUGCUCAGCUGCAUGACUUCCUUUAAAUUGAGCAGGUGUUCUUUAAAUACUUGUGGACACAAUCUUGUGCCUUAGCAUUCCUAGAUCAGGAACCAUGUUUCCUGAUACAUGCAUGCACCGCUAAUAUAAAGACCUCUAUGCAUUUUUGCUGAAGGGCUUUUGUGGCUUUCAAGAUGAUUUUCUUUCAGGUCACAUGUUCCUAUAAAUCGCUGGCUGCUAAUUACAUGAAAGCAACACCUAGUCAGUUCAUGAGGAGUAAUGAGCCUUUACAUGCAGUGUCCAAGCUAGUAGUCAUUCAUCAAAGGUAGCUGGCUGUAUGUUUUUAUUCAUCCAAAGUGCUAUAAAACUGCUAAAGCAUUUCCCCUCCCUGAGCCUAAAACCAAGUGUGUCACCCUGGAGAUAAGCAUUGGGAUAGUGUGUGGCCAAGUGCUUGCUUGCUCUUAGAGCGCCUUAGUCAUUGCUUAAGAGGAGUCACACUAGCAUGGACCCUGAAGUCUCUGAACAAGGCGGUGACGACAAGAACACUUCUGUCUGUGUUGGCCGAGAGGAUGACAUUAGAAAGUCGGAAAGAAUGACGGCUGUUGUCCAUGACAGAGAAGUAGUCAUUUUCUACCACAAAGGGGAAUACCAUGCUAUGGACAUUCGCUGCUACCAUUCUGGAGGACCCUUACACUUGGGAGAAAUUGAGGAUUUCAAUGGACAAUCAUGUAUAGUUUGCCCCUGGCAUAAAUACAAAAUCACUUUGGCAACAGGAGAAGGAUUAUACCAGUCUAUAAACCCUAAAGACCCAUCAGCAAGACCUGAGUGGUGCUCCAAGGGAAUAAAGCAAAGGAUACACACUGUGACGGUGGAUAAUGGCAACAUUUAUGUGACACUUUCCAAGGAGCCUUUUAAAUGUGACUCUGAUUAUUAUGCCACUGGAGAAUUCAAAGUGAUUCGGAGUUCUUCCUGAUUAAAAAAUACAUAUGGUAGCAAAAUUAUGUGUAUGUUUGAAAAUAUUUUACAGUAAUUUUGUUCCAGUACCAAAGAUAAUUUUUUUCCAACAUAGGUAUAUGUAACUUUUUCCAGGGCCUGCAGAUGGGCCAGAGGGGCUCAGAGCUCUUGCUCCUCUUCCUCACCUUCACACCUCACAGUCGCCCUGACUCCAG